CUCAAGAAGUCGGUCGUUCUGAAGUUGCUUCAAUUUCGUUGGUGCAUGAUUCGCAAUUCGCACCCUCGUUUUAGCAACACUUGCCCCUACCGGCAACCAUCCGACCAACCGAUCAUCUAUCCAAGGAAGCCAACAGCAAGGAACUUAGGCCGAUACCAAGCCACAGAGAUCCUUAUCUCGUGCUCGAUUUGACAUUCGUCAAUAAAUACCUGAUGCUCCUUGAUCAUUUCAUCAGUUUGAUCCUGGAGCUUGCUCAGUGCAGUUGAGGAACAUAUUUUGUUCCAGUCAUUUGAUCUUGGAUUCCAGCCAAGCCAUAAUCAAGCAAUGAUAAGCUCCAAAUGCUUAGCCUUUGGUCUCAUCCUCUUGUUGACAGCGCCUUUCAACGAGGCUUUCUUCAACAAGGGUGGUGGAGGCCGUCGUCGUCCCCGAAUCCAUUGCACCACUCAUUAUGAGACCUCGUACGUGACCACCUACGAGACCAUCUACAAACCCGAAUGUUCCACCACCUAUGAAAACGAGUGCUCCACUACUUACAAGACCGAAUAUGAGACCACUUACGAGCAACAAUGCAGUACCUCGUACUCUAACGAAUGCAACACGGUUUAUGAGACCUCUUAUAAAUCGCAGUGCGACACCAAGUACGUUCAAGAAUGUUCUCCCACCACCAGCACCGUUUACGAGCAGCAAUGCGUAACCGGCUCCAAGACGGUGUGUGCCCAAUCUGGCGGUGGUGGUGGUGGAUUCGGUGGAGGCGGUGGAGGUGGAUCAGGUUAUGAUGCUCCUUACUACCAAUCAAGCUAUGGUGCGCCACAAAAGCCCGUGUGCCACUCUGAGCCUACAAAAUCAUGUAAACAAGUCCCCAAGCAAGUACACAAGCAAUCUUGCUCCAGCGUGCCCAAGCAGGACUGCCGCCAGGUGCCCGUUCAGGUGCCCAAGCAAUCUUGCAAGCAAGUGCCCAAGCAGAAUUGUCAACAGGUUCCCAAACAGGUCCCCAAGCAAGUGCCCGUUCAAUCUUGCCAUGAGGUGCCCAGAGAGUCUUGUCAUGACGUGGCUGUUCAGGUGCCCAAACAAGUGCCCACUCAGACCCCCCGUCAAAUCUGCAGCGGCUAUGGCGGUGGCAGCGGAGGUGGUGGUAAAGGCGGUUUCGGAGGAGGCAAAGGAGGAUUUGGCGGAGGCAAGGGAGGAUUUGGCGGAGGCAAGGGAGGAGGCGGCGGUCACGGCGGAGGCUAUGGUGGAGGACACAGAGGACAUGGAGGUGGUGGUGGAGGAUAUGGCCACAGCAGUGGAGGGUAUGGUCCUCCUUCUUACGGAUAUGGGAUGCUGGCAUGCUCCAAUCGUUUGGCCUUAGGGGUCUUCAUUCUCUAUUUGGUCCCUCACAAUCAAGCCCUCUUCAAUAAGGGUGGUGGAGGCCUUGGUGGUCCUCGUAUCCAUUGUACUACUCACUAUGAAACCUCGUAUGUUACUACUUACGAGACAAUCUACAAACCUCAAUGUUCUACUACUUACGAAGAUAAAUGCUCCACCACUUAUGAGACCCAGUAUGAAACCAAGUAUGAGCAACAAUGCAGUAUUUCAUACUCAAAAGAAUGUAACACGGUCUAUGAUACCACCUACAAAUCAGAGUGCGAGACCAAGUACAUCCAAAAGUGUACACCUACAACCAGCACCGUCUAUGAAGAGCAAUGUUUGACCAGCUCCCAAACCGUGUGUGACCAAUCAGGUGGAGGUGGAUCAGGUUAUGAUGCUCCUUACUCAUAUGAAUCCAGCUAUGGUGCCCCUCAAAAGCCCGUGUGCCGAUCAGUCCCCACUCAAUCCUGUAAACAGGUCCCCAAGCAAGUUCACCAACAAUCCUGUUCCAAUGUUCCACAAAAGAACUGCCACCAGGUGCCCGUUCAGGUGCCCAAACAAUCUUGCAACCAGGUGCCCAAGCAGAAUUGUCAACAAGUUCCCAAACAGGUCCCAAGACAGGUGCCCAGGCAAUCAUGUCAUAAGGUGCCCAGACAGUCUUGUCAUGACGUGGCUGUUCAGGUGCCCAAACAAGUGCCCACCCAGACCCCUCGACGAAUCUGCAGCGGCUAUGGAGGUGGUAGCGGUGGGGGUGGUAAAGGUGGUUUCGGAGGAGGCAAGGGAGGAUUUGGAGGAGGUGGAGGACAUGGUGGGGGUGGGUAUGGCCCCCCUCCUUAUGGUUACGGCCACCAUUGAAGGGCAUGCCAAUGAGUCAAUCUAUUUAUUACAUGUCAUAUCGUGGCAUUCCCCAUUGCACACACCUAGUCAUGGGAAUAUGGGUUUGACAUAAUUUAUGAAAACACUUGGUCUUUUGUACUCAAUAAGUAACAUAUACUCGCAAUAAAGAACCGUUUUUAUACUCAAUGACAUGUUUUCUCCUAACUGUUACUCCUGUGGCCUGUUUUUUUAAGCUCCAACCUUGGCGUUAGGGGCUUGGACGUAUGAAAAUAUCCGGUGGGGUC
Tigriopus californicus is the source of this 2468-nucleotide messenger RNA. RefSeq lists its product as uncharacterized. NCBI's taxonomy places the organism in Eukaryota, Metazoa, Arthropoda, Copepoda, Harpacticoida, Harpacticidae. The record is from RefSeq and is a predicted model, not a curated record. The transcript has 4 exons. Bases 325 to 2202 code for a protein of 625 amino acids.